AAAAUCCCUAAAUCUUUGAAACAACAUCUUUUUUCCCCAAAAUCCCCAAACAAGCAACGACGGCAAGCGGUGGUGUGGCAACGACAGUUUACAGCUAGCGGUGGUGUGGCGACGACAGUUUACGCAUGUAGCAAUUUUUGCAACUUGGCUCUUUUGCUCUGCAAUACCAACUUUAUUGAUUAUUACGAGAAGGAAGAGGAAGCCUGAUCAUUCCCUGCGCAUGAUGUCCGAUGUGGUACAUAACAGGACAUCAGUAGCACCACCAUCAGAGGAGGCAUCACAUCGACCACCAUCGGAGGGGCCAUUAGUGCCACCACUAUCUGACCAGCCAUUACAGCGACCACUAUUAUUGGCACCACCAUUAGAAGAGGCAUCCCAGCGACCACCAUCAGAGACGCCAUUAGUGCCACUGCAUCGACAACCAUCAGUGGCACCACAGCAACUAUCAUCCCGACUAGAGUCAUCAUCUUAUGAGCCAUCCGCAGACCCCUCGACUUCUUCACAGCCCACCUCAGGUCAUGUUAGUUCUUCAUCAACCUCGACUAGGCGUGGUAGAGGACGUGCCAAGGGCAUUAAGGAGUGGGGUAUUGGUACAAAGUUGGACAUACAAUUUGAUGAAAAUUACUGCCCAAUAGGGGAUAACUGUCUCUAAGUUAACUACUCAACUUGGCAUUAUUCUGCGAAAUGGUAACAUUAUUCCUCUUACUUUUCUUGACUGAAACACUGUGCCUGAUGAUAUUCUUGAUGCUAUCUGGAAGGAUGUGAAGGUAAAAGUAUAUUUUUGUCCAAAAAUUCAAAUUCCAAAAUUGUGUUAUUAUUAUUUAAACUUUGAAAUUGUGUUUUAUAGAACAAUUUGAAUAUAU
This is a messenger RNA of Camellia sinensis, 863 nucleotides long. Lineage: Eukaryota; Viridiplantae; Streptophyta; Magnoliopsida; Ericales; Theaceae. The record is from RefSeq and is a predicted model, not a curated record.